CUACUCCUACCCCAAGUUCAGGAAACCUCUUAACCCCUGAGAGCUAGGAGGAGGAAACAGUGAGAUAAGGGAGUGGAGAGCUGCAGGCUUUGGCUCAGACCAGGCCCGCAGUCUGUAUCUCUUCAGUUCUUUUAAUUGUCCCCUGUACUUAGAGACAGGUUAAGGAAUUCAGAUGGUGAGAGGACUCCUUCCUUCCUUCCCUACAUGUGGAUGUGUGAAUUAUUGUUCUGGUCUCUUCUCACAAAGCCUACUGGUCCUGGCCCCCACCAACUGAUAACCCCUCCUUUUUCUCUUCUGUGAUACCCUGAAAAGACCAUCGGCUUCAGAAUCAUCCUUGUCUAAUUUUGAGUCUGAGCACACCACCAUUUAAAUACCUUAGGUAAAUUGUAUACUUGUUUUUAAGCCCAAGGGCUCACCAGUAGAACAGGGUAAGGCUUACUUCUUGGGGAAUUGAAACAGUUUUAGUUUGAAACAGGCCUGGCUUGUAGUAAACACUUAAGGAUGUCAGGUUUUUCUCCUACUCCUCCCUUCACACAGUCAAAACCAAAGCCUGCCUUCUGAAAGUUACCAGGCACAGGAAAUGUGGGGUUCCAGCAGUCUCCUUCUGAGAUUCUUGGUGACAUUUUGAGCUUAUCACACUGCUCCUUAUUCCUUGGCCCUCUCCCCAACUCCCUCUGUCCCUCUACCCUUGGGUUUCAAGUUUUGUUUUUGCAUAGCUUCUGUGGUCCAUAGUUCUGGCUCUUAUUUUCUCAGCCUAAGGAAGUUCUUCAAGAACUUUCUUACUAGAAGUCACUGGAUAUGAAACAAGCGUGGAGUAAGUAGGGUUGGUUGGCCAAGGGGCCUUGAAUAAAAAAACUCAGGUGAUUUCUCCUUUGGGAAUGUGGAGUGACCAACCUGGGAUUACACCAGUGUCCAUCUAAGCGGUAAAAACACUGGGAUUUAGUUAGGUCAGGGAUGUGGUUUUGGAGGGAAAAAAGGAAGUCUUUAAACUGUAAAGGGCAUGAGGUGGAAGUAGGUGAGCUCCAUCUUGGGAAUUCAGUACAGGCAUCGGGGGAACUCAGGAGAAGGGAGGGAAUGGGGACGGAUGUGUGAAAAAGGGUUUUUAUCACCGCAUGGGUGUGGGGUGGCUCACCUGGGAAGCGAGGAAGUGAGAAGAUGUAGGCGGGCUUGCCUUCACACGAGGUCUGGGGGCAGCCCCACACGGUGGCUGAGGACGCCCUCCUACGCGGCCGAGGGGCUGCGGGAGGGAGGAGCCUGGGGCUGUGGGCGGGGCCCGAGGAUCCGCCCCGCCUCCGCCUUCCCGCGCGGUCUCCGGCGCUCAGCUCGCCGCCCUCCCCUCCCUUCCGCGCUCGUGCCUGAGGGCGGAGCUGGGCUCGCUCCAUUGUGGAGAGGAGGGGAGAGGCGCGCGGAAGCCGCGCGGAGGCCUUGUAGCCAGUACGCUACCUCCUGGCCGCCGCGGCUGCACCUGGCCGGCCCCGCAGCCGGGAUGCAGCAGGCGUCCGGGACUGGCGGGCAGCGCAGCGGCUCCGGGGACAUGUGCGCUGGCCCAGACCGUGUGUGACCAUGAGCUUUACCGCCCGCGUCUCCUGCUCUAUGCUCAGCUGCUUCGGUGAGGAGGGGCCCCCCAGCCUGGAGUACAUCCAAGCCAAGGAUCUGUUCCCCCCCAAGGAACUAGUGAAAGAGGAAGAGAAUCUGCAGGUGCCCUUCACAGUGCUGCAGGGUGAGGGGGUAGAGUUCUUGGGCCGGGCAGCCGAUGCCCUCAUUGCCAUCUCCAACUACCGGCUGCAUAUCAAGUUCAAGGAUUCUGUCAUCAAUGUCCCCCUCCGGAUGAUUGACAGUGUGGAAAGCCGUGAUAUGUUCCAGUUGCACAUUGCCUGCAAGGACUCCAAAGUGGUGAGAUGCCACUUCUCCACUUUCAAGCAGUGCCAAGAGUGGCUUUUGCGGCUAAGCCGGGCCACAGCAAGACCUGCCAAGCCUGAGGACCUCUUUGCCUUUGCCUACCACGCUUGGUGCCUGGGGCUGAUGGAGGAGGACCAGCACACCCACCUGUGUCAGCCAGGAGAGCAUAUACGAUGUCGGCAGGAGGCCGAGCUCACAAGGAUGGGCUUUGACCUGCAGAACGUCUGGAGAGUCUCACAGAUCAACAGCAACUAUAAAUUGUGCCCCAGUUACCCCCAGAAGCUGUUGGUUCCUGUGUGGAUCACAGAUAAAGAGCUGGAGAACGUGGCUUCCUUCCGCUCCUGGAAGCGGAUCCCUGUGGUUGUGUACAGGCACCUACGCAAUGGGGCUGCCAUCGCCCGCUGCAGCCAGCCUGAGAUCAGCUGGUGGGGCUGGCGCAAUGCUGAUGAUGAGUACCUGGUCACGUCCAUUGCUAAAGCUUGUGCCUUGGAUCCGGGGACAAGGGCCACUGGAGGCUCCCUCGGCACCGGGAAUAGUGAUGCCAGCGAGGCAUGUGACACUGACUUUGACUCCUCCUUGACUGCAUGCUCCGGAGUGGAGAGUGCAGCGGCCCCUCAGAAGCUGCUGAUCCUGGAUGCUCGGUCCUACACGGCGGCAGUAGCUAACCGGGCCAAGGGUGGAGGAUGUGAAUGUGAAGAGUACUACCCCAACUGUGAGGUUGUGUUCAUGGGAAUGGCCAACAUCCAUGCCAUCCGGAAUAGCUUCCAGUACCUCCGGGCUGUGUGCAGCCAGAUGCCUGAUCCCAGCAACUGGUUGUCAGCACUGGAGAGUACCAAAUGGCUGCAGCACUUGUCGGUGAUGCUGAAGGCAGCUGUGCUUGUGGCUAACACAGUAGACCGGGAAGGCCGGCCUGUGCUGGUGCACUGCUCAGACGGCUGGGACCGGACGCCACAGAUUGUUGCCCUGGCCAAAAUACUUCUGGACCCAUAUUACAGGACACUGGAGGGCUUCCAAGUAUUAGUAGAGUCUGACUGGCUGGAUUUUGGGCACAAGUUUGGAGAUCGCUGUGGUCACCAGGAAAAUGCAGAGGACCAAAACGAGCAGUGUCCUGUGUUCCUCCAGUGGCUUGAUUCUGUUCAUCAGUUGCUCAAGCAGUUCCCCUGCCAGUUUGAGUUUAACGAAGCAUUCCUGGUAAAACUGGUGCAGCACACGUACUCCUGCCUCUAUGGCACAUUCCUGGCCAACAACCCCUGUGAGCGGGAGAAACGCAACAUCUAUAAGCGGACCUGCUCUGUGUGGGCUCUCCUGCGAGCUGGCAAUAAGAACUUCCACAACUUCCUUUACACACCGGGCUCAGACGUGGUCUUGCAUCCUGUGUGUCAUGUCCGGGCCCUGUACCUCUGGACAGCUGUGUACUUGCCAGCAUCGUCUCCAUGCACACUUGGCGAGGAGAGUGUGGAUCUUUACCUUUCCCCAGUGGCUCAGAGUCAGGAGUUCUCUGGCCGCUCCCUGGACAGAUUACCUAAAACCAGAUCUAUGGAUGAUCUUCUUUCUGCCUGUGAUACAAGCAGCCCCUUGAUUCGCACAUCCAGUGAUCCUAACCUGAAUAACCACUGUCAGGAGGCCAGAGUAGGCCUGGAGCACAGGCACAGCAAUCCCGAGGGAUCAGAGGCAACCUUUGUGGACUCUGGGAUAGGAGGGCCUCAGCAGAUUGUAGGAGAAAUGGGUCUUCCAGUCCCUCUGCCCAGCAGCCAGAAAGACUCCUUAAGCAAUAAACCUUUCAAGAGUCAUAAAAGCUCUUCUCCAAGUUACAAACUGCUGAAUACCACAGUGCCCCAGGAAAUGAAGAGCAACACCCCUGAGCCUGAGAUCAAAGUCCUGGAAGAGACUAAGGCACCAGCUCCAGACCCUUCUGCCCAGGAUGAUCUGGGUAGGACUUUAGGUGGCACAGAGGAGCAACCUGGACAUUCUCCUGAAAAAGAAGCUGUCAGUGCACUUUCUAAAGUCAUUUCCAACAAGUGUGACCGAAUUUGUGGUUUUCCUGAGUCUUCCCAGGACUUCCUUACGGGCACCCCACAAUGGACCCAGCUAGACUCUGUGCUUGGUGUGCCCUCCAGAUGUGCCCCGGAUCACAUUCUGGGAACCCUUUGCAACCUACCGAGUGCUACUUGCCAAACUCCUCCAGACCCAAGCACUGAUUUCUUUAGUCAAGAUCCCCCAAGGUCUGUGGGAAGUAUCUACCACAAGGAGCAGCCCAGUUCUGUGCCAGAUCUGAUUCUUGGUGAGGAAGACACUGGCAAAAGAGGGAAUACUAGGAACAGGCAGUUAUUAGAAAAUCCUUGCUUUGGGAAAGUGCCAUUGGAAUUGGCCCGAAAGCCAAUUUCUCAGAGCCAGAUCAGUGAGUUCUCUUUUCUAGGGUCCAACUGGGACAGCUUCCAUGGGAUGGUGACUUCAUUCCCAAGUGGGGAGACUAUUCCACGGCGGCUGCUCUCCUAUGGCUGUUGUAGCAAGAGGUCAAGCAUUAAGCAGAUGCGGGCAACAGGGCCCUGCUUUGGGGGCCAAUGGGCUCAGAGAGAAGGAGUGAAGUCACCAGUCUGUUCUAGUCAUUCCAACGGUCACUGUACUGGUCCAGGAGGAAAAAAGAACCAGCUGUGGUGGCCUGGUCACCGAAAGCAGGUCUCCAGCAUAAAGUCUGUUCCAUUGAGCUGUCCUUCUCCAGUGCCUCCUCUUUACCUGGAUGAUGAUGGACUCCCCUUUCCCACGGAUGUGAUCCAGCACAGAUUACGGCAAAUUGAAGCAGGGUACAAGCAAGAAGUGGAACAGCUACGUCGACAGGUGCGUGAGCUUCAAAUGAGGCUGGAUAUCCGUCACUGCUGUGCGCCUCCAGCAGAGCCCCCCGUGGACUAUGAGGAUGAUUUUACAUGUUUGAAAGAGUCAGAUGAUAGUGAUACAGAAGAUUUUGGCUCUGAUCACAGUGAAGACUGCCUUUCAGAAGCAAGCUGGGAACCUGUUGAGAAGAAAGAGACAGAGGUGACCCGGUGGGUUCCAGAUCAUAUGGCGUCACAUUGCUAUAACUGUGACUGUGAGUUCUGGUUGGCCAAACGGAGACACCAUUGCAGAAAUUGUGGGAAUGUGUUUUGUGCUGCCUGCUGCUACCUGAAGUUGCCCAUUCCUGAUCAACAACUCUAUGACCCAGUUCUCGUCUGUAACUCAUGUUAUGAACAUAUCCAAGUAUCUCGUGCCAGAGAACUCAUGAGCCAGCAUCUGAAGAAACCCAUUGCUACUGCUUCCAGUUGAAUGCCAGAGAUGACCUGUCCAGUUGUAGUAGGUUUGAAGGGAGGAUCUGCUCCGGGUUUAAUUUUGAAGGUUCCUUGGUGUGGCUCACAAAAUUGCAGAGCUCAAAGAUACUGUCUUGAGAAAUCUUCCUUGGUACCAUGAGACUGGAGCAGUUUGGCAGGAGGUCCUCUACCUGGGAGACUCUCACCUUGGGGGUAUGGUCCCAAUCCAGACCCAGAGUCUGGAAGCUUAAUGUUGAGUUGGUGACUCUGGCUUCUUUCCCUGGGGGUCACAAGACGAUAAUUUCAUAGAUCCUGCCUGAUGAUGCGUGCCCCAGACAGCAAUAGAAAGGCAUAUAUGUAUAACCAAACUCCAAGGGAUAACCAGACUCAUUGCUCCUUCAUUUUGAAAAAGUAUAUAAGAUAGGAAUUCUUACCCAAUUUGAAGUGAACUGUACCCUGUACCCCUGUGCUCUGUGUCUGUGCAUGAAGGCUCAGUCUUUAGAGGCACUUCCUCUAGUUACAUUAGUUCUGUCUUUCUGUGGAGUUUGGUUGAAAGACUGGUUCAGCAAGUGGAGCUUUUGCUGUAUUUUUCACUUGGCUCAUGGGCCAGCAUCAGUGAAUAUUCAGUUUAGGGGGACAGUUCUAAGGAGUGAGACAUUUUGGGGAGCAGAAGAAAAUUCUGUUGAUGUUCAGUCCUGGCAAAAAUCAGUUUUUUGAGCUGUGAAGGCAAUAGUCUCUAUUACUCAAUGGCAGCUUUUGAGGUAUGCACUGUGAAGAAUGAGAAGGGAAAUGCAGAAAUUAUCCUUGUGAAAUAUUUGCUGAUUGUGCCCUCCCCUUUGCGCCUGACUUCCUAGUUGUCCUGGUGCUAACACAGGAGCUACACCUUGAUCCUCUCCUGGCAUGAAAAUAAAGUAAUGUUUAUUUUUGUUGUUCCACCGCCCACUUCCCUCAUGUUGUCCUCCCCUUGGCUGCUCCCUCCUCUGGGUCACACUGCUUCUUAUCCUGAACACUUGACACCUUGAGGGUAGAAUUUAGUGUUUGGUUUUUACCUCCUAGAAUAUGCUGUUUGGUAUGUGAGGGUUUCAGUACAAAUGCUGCUGUCUAUUUCUGUGCACUUAAUAAUGGAACCCAAACAGAAGAGAAAAAAGCCUUGAUACCAAAAUUGAGAGAAAAUGUGUCCAUUUGGACCAAGUGUUGUUUUUUUUUGUUUUUGUUGGGUUUUUUUUUUUUUCCAUCUUAAAAUAUGUACCAGUGACACUUAACCAAAAGAUACAGUGAUAAAGCCAUGUACUGUGGUUGGGACAGAUACAAUCUCCUUGACCUAUAAUGAAACCACUGGGAUUUCCUUUAUACGUUUUCCUUAAUCCAUUGACGUAUAGAAGGUAAAUUAUAUUUAGGCUUAUCCUGUUUGAAAAUUGAUAGCUGUCUGCCUAACUCUACUUUCAUAUUGCUUCCAGGAAAAAAAAUUUUCAUUCAGAAAUAACUAGGAUGUGCAUUUAGAACAAGAAUUCUUAUUCAUCCUGACCUUUUCUUUAGUCCUACAGAGAAGCAUCUGUGCUUUUUAUACGUGCCAUGAUGUAACCUAAAAAGUUUUGAGGUAUUUAGGUCAACCUAGCAGAACUUUUUAUCAUUUAAUGUGUCUGGGAGAUUUUGUGUCUGGGAAAUUCCUGAGAUCAUUGAAGAAGUAACAAGCUAUUCCUUGUCUCUGAUAUGUAAAAUUCUUCUAAGCAUUUUCUCAAUCAUUAAAACUUAGUGCCAGUUCUAAGUGGCUUCUUAAUUUCAUUGCAUUUCAUGCUGCCCACUUUUAGGGGAAAUUGGUAACAUUCAAGGAGACUGUUAUCUGUCUACUUUGUGUAGCUGUUUUGAGGAGCUGUUCCAUCAGUGAACAUACUGCAUGGCCUGGGAGAGAGACUGGGCUCUCGGCUCAGAUAUAUUCAUCAAAUACUCCUUUCAGAGCUCUUGUGGGUGUAAGUGACACGAUGUGGCCAAAAACCCAAACUGUGCAGUUGCGUUGUGACAAACAUGCAAUGUGCUGUAAAAACUCAAUACAAUUUAAAUAAAAUCUCUAUAUUA
Manis javanica (Malayan pangolin) is the source of this 7250-nucleotide messenger RNA. RefSeq names its product myotubularin related protein 4 (gene MTMR4). NCBI's taxonomy places the organism in Eukaryota, Metazoa, Chordata, Mammalia, Pholidota, Manidae. Gene Ontology annotation, molecular function: protein phosphatase binding; phosphatidylinositol-3-phosphate phosphatase activity; phosphatidylinositol-3,5-bisphosphate 3-phosphatase activity. Gene Ontology annotation, cellular component: membrane; cytoplasm. Gene Ontology annotation, biological process: phosphatidylinositol dephosphorylation; regulation of autophagy. The record is from RefSeq and is a predicted model, not a curated record.